UAAGACAGGCGCGUGUGCGGACUCCUGCCGCGGGGUCCUUCAGUAACGCUGUAGAGUAAAGAUGGCUACAAUGCUGCAGUUUCCUUCCAGCGUUUCUACUUUAAACGAUUAUAAUGCUUUAUAUCCUGACUGGACGCAGAGAGAAGUCAGCACCGGGACCACCAUCAUGGCGGUGGAGUUUGACGGAGGAGUGGUGAUGGGCGCUGACUCCCGCACCACCACCGGCGCUUACAUCGCCAACCGCGUGACGGAUAAACUCACCCCCAUCCACGAGCGGAUCUUCUGCUGCCGCUCCGGCUCGGCGGCGGACACGCAGGCCAUCGCUGACGCCGUCACCUACCAGCUGGGCUUCCACAGCAUCGAGCUGGACGAGGCUCCUCUGGUGCAGACCGCGGCCAGUCUGUUCCGGGACAUGUGCUACCGCUACAGAGAGGAGCUGAUGGCCGGGAUCAUCGUGGCCGGGUGGGACAGACGGAGGGGUGGACAGGUGUACACGGUGCCGGUCGGAGGGAUGAUGACCAGACAGCCGGUGUCGGUCGGAGGAUCCGGCAGCAGCUACAUCUACGGAUUCGUGGAUUCAAACUACAAACCUGCUAUGAGCAAAGAGGAGUGUCUCAAAUUCACUGCAGAAGCGCUGACUCUGGCCAUGGAGAGGGACGGCUCCAGCGGGGGAGUGGUCAGACUGGCGGUCAUCUCGGAGCAGGGUGUGGAGAGGCAGGUCAUCCUCGGGAACCAGUUACCCAAGUUCUCCACCGUCUGAACUUCAUCAGAACCUAACAGUGUUCCUCUAGAUGUUCGCCACACAAAGUUCCAAUAAACAAGACUUCAGUCGA
Cyprinus carpio (common carp) is the source of this 833-nucleotide messenger RNA. Its product is annotated as proteasome 20S subunit beta 6. The record is from RefSeq and is a predicted model, not a curated record. Gene Ontology annotation, molecular function: threonine-type endopeptidase activity. Gene Ontology annotation, cellular component: proteasome core complex. NCBI's taxonomy places the organism in Eukaryota, Metazoa, Chordata, Actinopteri, Cypriniformes, Cyprinidae.